Messenger RNA from Conger conger (European conger), 875 nucleotides. Its product is annotated as pleckstrin homology-like domain family A member 2. The record is from RefSeq and is a predicted model, not a curated record. The coding region runs from base 95 to 511 and encodes 138 amino acids. Gene Ontology annotation, molecular function: phosphatidylinositol phosphate binding. Gene Ontology annotation, biological process: positive regulation of apoptotic process. Lineage: Eukaryota; Metazoa; Chordata; Actinopteri; Anguilliformes; Congridae. The transcript has 2 exons.
UGCGAACGUGCUACGAAGCUCCCUGCUCCGGGACACACGCGGGAUAUAUUUUCCACCACAACACAAAAACGCAAAUAACCGUUGAGGUUAAACCAUGAAAAUGUCAGCGACCGAGCUUUCCAAGGUUCUGAAAGAAGGAGAACUGGAAAAGAGAAGCGACAACCUUCUUCAGUUUUGGAAGAGGAAGACGUGCGUCCUCACCUCGGACAGCCUGACCAUCUACGCCGACAGCCAGAAGAAGUCGAAGAGCAAGGAGCUCGCACUGCAGUCCAUCAAGAAAGUGGACUGCGUGGAGCGGACUGGCAAGUUCGUCUACUUCACGAUUGUCACCGCCGACAAUAAAGAGAUCGACUUCCGAUGCUCCGGCGAAGACAGUUGUUGGAAUGCGGUCAUCACAAUGGCUCUGAUUGACUUUCAGAACAGAAAAGCCAUUCAGGAUUUUAAGACGCGACAGGAGGUCGAGCGCACGUCACCUGGUCCGCAGGAGAGGCGGUUAGCCAGAGCUCCAUGAGCGGAAUUCACCUAAAUCCAGUGAAUCCAAAUGAGUUACGCAUGGACCCUGCAGUAAAGGUGGACCAAACAAAGGCGCCAAUCGGUCUGAAGAUGAAGGAUUGCACAGGACACGCGCGUCCUCUUCCAGUUGCCUAUCUCCGAAAGCUUCGAAUGAAAGAGACCGUUUGAAAACGAAAAAGCCGAAGAAUAAGGACUGAAUUCUACACCUCUUGAGCUUAUAUUCAAGUACAUAUGGAAAAAAAAAAUGCUUCACGGACGGCAGUAGAAAUGUGUUAAUUUAUUCUUUGCAUAAGUUCUUGCUUACAAGUAUUAAGUUAUUUCUUAUUUCGAUGUGUAUUUAUUAAAUAUUAUUUUAUAAAUCA